Messenger RNA from Colletotrichum destructivum, 2523 nucleotides. RefSeq names its product Putative amino acid permease. The transcript has 6 exons. Gene Ontology annotation, molecular function: amino acid transmembrane transporter activity. Gene Ontology annotation, cellular component: membrane. The coding region runs from base 532 to 2256 and encodes 574 amino acids. NCBI's taxonomy places the organism in Eukaryota, Fungi, Ascomycota, Sordariomycetes, Glomerellales, Glomerellaceae. Gene Ontology annotation, biological process: amino acid transmembrane transport. The record is from RefSeq and is a predicted model, not a curated record.
CCUGCCGGCCGGUCCCUGAUCUCUGGGAACUCUUGGAGAGCUUUGUUUAAAGGCAUCUGCAGCCCACCCCUCAAUGUGUCGGGCGAACGUGGGAAGACUUCUUGGCCUUCUUGCUUUUCUUCUUCUCACCAUUGUGCACUACUCAUCGAGGCUCUCUCUCCCUUCCUUGGAUGUGUUUCCCAUCCGGACGCUAUCUCGAAAAAAGGACCAUCGCUUGAUCGGCGCUUCAUCGUGAACAGCCCCAUGGAAUUCAAAGUCCAGUUCUUCUCCCUCCUCCUCAAGGCCAUUCGGUAAAAUCGAAGCUCGCACACCUGCCGCGGGUAACCUGCGAUCGAUCUCCAGGGCUUUCCAUACAUCCCAAUCCCAUCCCCCCCCAAAUCGUGCCAGUCUCGAUAACCUGCCUCUGCUCGUGAGCUGUUCCGAACGAUUCGAGACGGGCGCCGCGCCGAAAGUCCCCCCCACUCAUUCGGGUCCCUUCUCGGGUUUCGUCCUCCGCAUUCUCCUCAUUCUCCUCAUUCUCCUCCUCCCGCCAUGUCGUCCACCGGCGUCGAGCGCGCCGGCGGCCCGCCAAACUACGGCUACUCCAACCACGGGCGCUUCCCGGACGAGAAGCUCGUUGGCGACGAAAAGGUGCUCGGCGGGCAGUACGGUGAGCCCCUUGAGAGCGGCUUCCGCUCCUCGCUCGACUCGGGCGGCAAGCAGGAUCACACCCAUCGCAAGCUCAAGUCGCGUCACAUCCAGCUGAUUGGCAUUGGCGGCACCAUCGGAACCGCUCUCUACGUCCAAAUCGGACGAGGUCUGAUCAACGGCGGCCCCGCGAGCUUGUUUCUGGCCUUCUCCAUCUGGUGCACCUUCAUCCUGGCCGUGACGCUCAGCAUGGCCGAGAUGGUCACCUACCUCCCCAUCUCGAGCCCCUUCAUCCGCUUCGCCGGCCGCUACGUCGACGAGGCCUUCGGCUUCGCCGCCGGCUGGAACUUCUUCGUCUUCGAGGCCGCCCUCGUCCCCUUCGAGGUCGUCGCCUGCAACCUCAUCAUCCACUUCUGGAGCGACGUCGUGCCCGCCGGCGCCAUCAUCGCCAUCAUCCUCGUCCUCUACGGCGUCAUCAACGUCAUGGCCGUCCAGUGGUACGGCGAGACCGAGUUCUGGGCCGCCCUCGGCAAGUUCCUCCUCAUCAUCGGUCUCAUCAUCUUCACCUUCAUCGUCAUGCUCGGCGGCAACCCGCUGGGGGACCGCUUCGGCUUCCGUUACUGGUACGAGCCCGGCGCCUUCAACGAGCUCUACUACGACGGCUCCCUCGGCAAGUUCCUCGGCUUCCUGCAGUGCCUCAUCCUGGCCUCCUUCACCAUCGCCGGGCCCGACUACGUCUCCAUGGCCGCCGGCGAAGCCGAGAACCCGCGCAAGAUCAUGCCGCGCGCCUUCAACGCCGUCUUCUACCGCCUCACCGCCUUCUUCGUCCUCGGCUCCCUCUGCGUCGGCAUCCUGGUCCCCUACAACGACGACGAGCUCACGCGCGCCUUCAAGGACGGCCAGCCCGGCGCCUCGGCCUCGCCCUACGUCGUCGCCAUGAACCGCCUCAAGAUCGGCGUCCUGCCCCAUAUCGUCAACGCCAUGGUCCUCACCGCCGCCUUCUCCGCCGGCAACAGCUACGUCUACUGCGCCUCGCGCUCGCUGUACGGCCUCGCCCUCGAGGGCAAGGCGCCCGCCUUCCUCAAGCGGUGCACCAAGAACGGAGUCCCGGUCUACUGCGUCAUCGCUGUCCUGCUCAUCGGCCUCCUGAGCUUCCUGCAGCUCAGCGCCAACACGGCCGUCGUCCUCGACUGGUUCGUCAGUCUCGUCACCGCCUCGCAGCUCAUCAACUUCGCCUGCAUGUGCACCGCUUACCUGGGCUUCUACCGCGCCCUCAAGGCCCAGGGCAUCAGCCGUGACUCGCUGCCGUACAAGGGCUGGUUUCAGCCGUACGCCGCCUGGUACGGCCUCGUCGGCACCUUCAUCAUGACCUUUGUUGGCGGAUACACCGUCUUCCUGCCCUUGGACGGGUACUGGAACAUUCCCGACUUUUUGUUCUCGUACACCAUGGUCGGCGUCUUCCCCGUCUUGUAUUUCGGCUGGAAGAUCCUCAAGCGCACCAAGAUCUUCAAGCCUGAAGAGGUCGACUUGCACCGGGACAAGGAUGAAAUUGAUGACUACGAAAGAUCCUUCGUGCCCACACCGCCUGCGAACAUGUUCGAAAGGAUUCUGGACAAGCUCUUCGGUUGAACACCACUCGUCACAAGUUCAGUUUGCGUCUUCGAGUUUCCAGAGGUGUGCGGUGUUAGGAAUUAGAAAGGCUUAGGAUACCCCAUGGACAGAAAUAAUGUAGGGGAUACAUGAUUCAAAAGACUGGAUGCUCUUGAGGUACUAGAGUGAUACAAAAACGAGUGCUUGACCAUUGGCCCAAACCCAGUUUCGCUCUAGAGGAAGCCAGGUUAACUCAAAGCCCGCUCCCCUCAUUUACAUCUCAAGAGUGCGAGAUGACAAUCGAAC